AUGCUCCGACUCUUCCUCUGCAAUGAUCUAAAGCCUAAGUUGCUUGUUGCGCUAUGCGUGCGAAGCUAUGUCGUUAGUGAACCUGUCCUGAAGAUUCUCGAUUCGGACUCCGAAUCCAACGUUUUUUCAGAUAUGGGUCUCGUAGAGAGAUACAAGCGCGAUAUCGAGAACGUUCUGCGCGGUGGAUAUCUCCUUGCGGGAGACUGGAUGCAGGGGAACCGCAUAAGCGACAAGGAAGCAAAGCGCUGUGAUGAGGAAAAGCGCGCAGGACAAUCUGAGAAACACGCCGCAUGA
Fusarium tjaetaba is the source of this 294-nucleotide messenger RNA. RefSeq lists its product as uncharacterized. The coding region runs from base 1 to 294 and encodes 97 amino acids. The record is from RefSeq and is a predicted model, not a curated record. The transcript has 2 exons. Lineage: Eukaryota; Fungi; Ascomycota; Sordariomycetes; Hypocreales; Nectriaceae.